CUCAAAUGAGACGUAGUGAUUAUAUUCUCUUUGUCAAAUGAGUUGCAAAUAAAAUUCAGUUGAAUUCCGAGAUUCUUUGGUAAACAUUGAUAAAAAUAAUAGGAUAAUUUAGUUACAAUGUGAAUCUAGAUAAAACAUAAAACACAUCCUUAAUAAGUUCCCUCGUUUUGUUGUUGCUUUUAAUAAUAUUAUUACAUAAACGGGUUUCGGUAUUUUCAAAACUUGUGAUAUUAUUAUGGUGAAGUAUUUAAUUACUGAAAUAAGAAGUGAAUAAAUAAACACUGGAUUUGUUAAAUAAAACCAAAUCAACGAGUAUGAAUCACGAUGGUUUCGGCGGGAAAGAAGAGCACGUGCUUGAUGACAUGCGGCUCCCUGCUCAUCGUCACGGGAGCGAUCAUGGUUGUCUUCUGGCCUGCCAUAUUCUAUAGUCAGCUAAAGAAGAUGAUGAUACUAACAGACAGUUCAACAUCAUUCUCGAUAUGGAAGGACAUCCCUAUUCCCCUCUACCUGGAGUGCUACCUGUACCACAUCACUAAUGUGGAGGAGAUUGUGAGCGGGAAGGACCACAAGAUCAAAUUAGAACAGAGGGGACCGUACGUGUUUAGAGAGUUCCAUACGAAGGAGAACAUAACAUGGAACGAAAACAGCACAGUGACGUUCUACAACAAGAAGGUGUGGCACUUCCAGGCCGACAUGUCCAAUGGCACGCUAGCUGACAACGUCACCAACAUCAACCCCAUCAUUGCGACGGUGGCGUACUUCAUGCGCUACCAGCAUCCUCUCCUCAAGCUGACGGUAGACGUGUUUAUGAAGACGAUCCACGAGCACAUGUUCAUCACGGCGACCGCGUCCGAGUGGCUGUUCGACGGCAUCGACGACCCCAUACUCAGAAUAGCGGACCGUUUCCCCGAACUACCCUUCACUAUACCCUUCGAUAAAUUCGGAUGGUUCUACGACCGAAACGAGUCCCUGGUGUACGACGGCGCGUUCGUGAUGAACACCGGCGCGUCCGACUUCUCCCAGCUAGGCAACGUGCAGAUGUGGCGGCACUCCGACCGCACCCAGUUCCGGGGGGAGUGCGGGGAGGUGCGUGGCUCCACGGGGGAGCUGUGGGCGCCCGAGUUCGGCCAGGAGGAGGUCGAAAUAUUCGCGCCGGACCUGUGCACGUACAUGACUCUGUUCAAGAACGUGAGCACGACGGUGCUCGGUAUAGAGGGCGUCACGUACGCCGCCAACGACUCGCUCUUCGACAACGGAUACAAGUAUCCUAGGAAGGCGUGCUACUGCGACGAGGUCCGCGACCGCGACUGCCUGCCGUCGGGCGCGCUGAACGUGUCGCAGUGCCGGUACGGCGCGCCCGCCAUGGUCACGCAGCCGCACUUCCUCAACAUGGACCCCUACUACGCGCAGAAGGUGGAGGGCAUGGAUCCCAAGCCCGACAUGAACAUGGCGCUGACGCUGGAGAUGUUCACGGGCAUGCCGCUGGGUGUGUCCGCGCAGCUGCAGAUCAACAUGCUCAUCAGAUACGUGGAGGCCAUAUCCCUGAACAACCAGCUGCCGGAGGACGACGUGUUGGUGCCGAUGAUGUGGUUCCGGCAGGAGCUGUCGACGACGGAGGAAUACGCCAAUUUGGCGCGCGUAGCUCUCAACGUGCGCUACGGCGUGCCCUACGGACUGUACGCGCUCACGGCGAUCGGAGCGUUGCUUCUGCUAUUCGGUAUCUACAUACUGGUCAAGAAGAUAAUGAAAUCGCCCGAAACUCCCAUACUGCGAGAAUCACCGAGUGUUGAAGAAUAAUACCUAAUGUUGGUUUCGAAAAUGCUACUGCAACCAGUUUGCCGCCUAUUUUUUAUAUAUUUUCCUUACUUUAAAACGCACAUUUAAAUGAAGUAUAGUAUGUCCUUGUGUCCUAUCGAAAUUAAAAAAAAAAAAGCAAUAAACAUUUUAAAAGAUUAAGUAGAUAGACGUAAUAAAAUUUAAAAGAAUAUAAACAACAAACUUUUUUGGAUUUGGCGAAUCGCGGUUUAAAGGUUAAUGAAUGUAAAUCCAUAUUCCAUAGAUAAGAUAUAAUAUUUUUUAUUUAGUCCAGUCAACGUCAAGGGUCACGGAGCCAUUUUUAUCUCAAGUCACUUGCACUUGUUUUUUAUAUCGCAAAAUAUAAUUAUUGUUAUUAAAAUAAUAUUAUAAGCUCGAUUAAACUUUAAACGA
Aricia agestis (brown argus) is the source of this 2208-nucleotide messenger RNA. Its product is annotated as protein croquemort-like. Gene Ontology annotation, molecular function: scavenger receptor activity. The record is from RefSeq and is a predicted model, not a curated record. Bases 325 to 1797 code for a protein of 490 amino acids. The transcript is spliced from 11 exons. Gene Ontology annotation, cellular component: cytoplasm; membrane. NCBI's taxonomy places the organism in Eukaryota, Metazoa, Arthropoda, Insecta, Lepidoptera, Lycaenidae.